Molecule: messenger RNA, 6648 nt
Organism: Diabrotica virgifera virgifera (western corn rootworm)
Lineage: Eukaryota; Metazoa; Arthropoda; Insecta; Coleoptera; Chrysomelidae
Gene: T48
Exons: 3
Coding region: 265-1344 (359 amino acids)
Source: RefSeq, a predicted model, not a curated record
GAGCGAUUCACUGUUGUUGAGAGUACAUCGUGUAGUGCUUGUUUAAGAAAUUGUGGUAAAGAUUGACGACUGUUUUCUUCGUACUUUCCAUUUGGGAUUUGUUUUUCUUUUUAUAUAUUGGAUAUUUUUGUGACUAAAAGUGCUUUUUAUUUUAUUCCAACUGUACAGUUUAAGUGGAAGAUUGAAAUAUCCGGCUUAAUAGUGUUUAAUAAACAAUUUUUCUGAUAGUUUGUAAGAACGGAUGUUAAGACUUCUGUGCGGUAAAUGGAUAGCUCAAACAUGUGGUUGUUUAAUUAUUUAGUGCCCUUAAUGUUCUUGGUUGCUGAUGGAGUGGCUGGUUCUCAGAAUAAUGCUACAGAUUGUGAAAUUCAAGACUGUCUUCGCUGUGGCUCGAAGGGUUGUAUCAAAUGCGCGGAUUUGAUGGUGUACCCUUCCAGAGAAUGUGUCUCCAAGUGCCCUUUUGGUCAUGUCCAAAAGUGGAGCACGAUGGUAGAUUACGUGGGAAAAAUCUGUCAGCAUAACGGAAACUUUUUAGGGCUCUCCAACAAUGCCAUGGCAGUCUUAACUGGUGUAGUGACUGGUAGUAUAGUGUGUAUAGUACUUCUAACGUGUGCUGUGUUAUAUAUUAAGUUUAGAAGAAAAACGCUUCCGCCGUUAAGUGAAACCAGCUCCGAAAUAGACGAUUCUCCGGAACGAAAAGAUUUCGUUAAGCAAUUGGAAACUUUAAGACCUUAUGCUCAAAGUUAUUUAGAUAUGCUGAACGACACCAGGCGGCAGAUAAGAGAACUACAUUCCGAUGGAGAUACUUCCGCUAUUUCUGCGUACAGACCUGUGAUAAGAGAUUUGGCGAAGAUUCUACUGCUUCUUAACAGGCCUGUGGAUAGGUUGGCCGUGCCUGACGAUUGGGAACAUCUAUUCAACUGGGCGGAUAAGGUUCUGAAGAGAUAUAAAAGAAUGAGCGAGACCUCGCAUCUUCAAGUAGCCCAAUUAGUUGACUUCCUUCAGGGAUCUGCAAUCACGCCUGACCUAACCAGAGACAUUGACAGUUCCCGUGGUAGCACCACUAUGAGUACCUUCAAGCCAAACCAGGUGUUCGGCUCCAGUUUAAGCUUGCAAGACAUAGCUAUCAACAACUUCACCAGCAACUACGACUCGAAGUGCCAUCUACCUCUCAAUCCUCAAUGGAAGUUCGAGUACUCGCUGGUCAAUAACUUGCCCUCUUCGGAAUUCAACCCCGCUACGUGGAAGAAUAGCAAAGAGUAUUUGAAUAACUCGAUAUUCUUGGAAGAUGACUUCUACCAGCUUGGGUUCAGGCCGCAAGAUGAAAUUACGACUGAGUUGUAGAUACAUUUUUGGUCAGUGGUAGCAAUGACUAUAAUGAAAAAGCAGUUUUUAAUAAAUUAACGAAAAAUUUUAUAAAUGAAUAACUAUUUUCAAUUUCGUUGCAAAACGAAAAUACAGCCGAACCAUAUUCUAGUCCAAUCAGAGAGUGCAGCAAACACCUCUACUGGUUUCGAAACUUAUUAGUCUCUCAUCAGGAGGCACAUCAUCUCAUCAGGAGGCAGCAUCCGUCUGGCUUGCAUAUUGUAGAAGCCUCGGAGGUGUAACCAGAGAAGGUUCCCAUUGUUUUCAUUCUGGUGGGGUGUAGAAUAGCAUUAUGUUGUUUUGUAUGCCAUUAGAGUGAAAACUUAGUCUUGUUGUAGCAGUUGCCGCUAGGGCAUCUAUGCCAUUUCGUUCGUUGCAAUCCGGGACUGCACGCUGGGGUUUGUUUUGGUUGGAUCAGGGACACCAGAAUAUGUGCCUCCUGAUGAGAGACUAAUAAGUUUCGAAACCGGUAGGGGUGCUUGCUGCACUCUCUGAUUGGACUAGAAUAUGGUUCGGCUGUAUUUUCGUUUUGCAACGAAAUUGAAAAUGGUUAUUCAUUUUUGAUUUACAUUUACUCUGAUUGGAGUACGAAGGGAACCAUUCUCGUUGGAACUUUACCGCGCUGAGCAGAUGGGACGUGAAUUGUAAAUUGUAGAAUUCCUUCAUCUUCCCUAGUCUCAGCAUCCGUAUGGCUUGCAUAUUGUAGAAGCCUCGGAGGUGUAACCAGAGAAGGUUCCCAUUGUUUUCAUUCUGGUGGGGUGUAGAAUAGCAUUAUGUUGUUUUGUAUGCCAUUAGAGUGAAAACUUAGUCUUGAAAAAUUUUAUGUCUAAAAUACUAUUACUCUUUUUAGUCCAGCCAAUGAGAGCAAAAAUAGGAUAUUACCUCCGAUUUCUAUCCUAAUGCAUCGAAUUUGAUAACAUUUUGGGAGUGGGCUCUACUUACCUCCUAAUUCAAAGUCUACCUAUCCUUAUACGCUUAUAGUCUAAGAUCCGAAUAUAGGUCGAUCUGUACCCAUCUGCUUGCCGCAUGAAACAUUUUUUUUAUGAAAUUUCAUACAUAGACAUAUUAGGUCUGGAUCCCGCGCAUGAAAAAAGUUGAUUAAUAGCAAGCUGAAAAUUUGUUAAUACUUAAGGGUGUCUAGUCGGACAAACUUUGAUAUAUGGGAACACUGGAACAGGGGAAGUUUUAAUUGUGGAACAGGUUAAAAAUUUGGAACGGUCAGACCACAAAACCGGCACAUGUAUUUUGUCCGACAGAAUAGACUUAAGCUCUCCGAACAGAGAUUAAACUCUCAUGCAAAAAUCAGACUGCUAAUUAUCACCAAAUGGGCGUUUUAAUGAGUGGAACAUGUAGAAUAUGUCAAAUGACAGGAAUUAUGACAGGUGAUAAAUAGCAGUCUGAUUUUUGCAUGAGAGUUUAAUCUCUAUUCGGAGAGUUUAAGUCUAUUCUGUCGGACAAAAUAAAUGUGCCGUUUUCGUGGUCUGACCGUUCCAAAUUUUUAACCUGUUCCACAAUUAAAACUGCCCCUGUUCCAGUAUUCCCAUAUAUCAAAGUUUGUCCGACUAGACACCCUUAAGCUAUUAACAAAUUUUCAGCUUGCUGUUAAUCAACUUUUUUUUUUCAUACGCGGGAUCCAGACCUAUAUAUAUUUCUAGCAUGGGUUGCCUAUCAAAAUCGUAUCAUAGCUAUCCUUAAGGGGGGGCCGUAGGGGUUGAAAUCAAUAUUUCAAUCACAUUUUUUUAAAGCAUAGUAGAAUUAUUUUAUUUUUAAAUUAAAUAUGCAUAUUCAGUACAAUUCAUAGAUUAUUCAAGAAAAAAUUCAAGGGAAAAUAUUAAAAAAUAAAAUUUUUUAACAAAUUUUUAAACACACCUCAAAAAACAAUGGAUUUUGCGAUGGACUCAUUGGAUCAUGAUAAAAUUUGCCACCGUUGCGUUGGCUUAUUUUUCAAUAUUUUCCCUUGAAUUUUUUCUUGAAUAAUCUAUGAAUUGUACUGAAUAUGCAUAUUUAAUUUAAAAAUAACAUAAUUCUACUAUACUUUCAAAAAAAAUGUGAUUGAUAUAUUGAUUUCAACCCCUACGCCCCCUCCCCUUAAGGAUAGAUAUGACACGAUUUUGAUAGGCAACCUAUGCUAGAAAUAUUUGUCUGCAGUGACGGCUAGUCCUAUGAGACAGGUGAGGCAGUGCCUCACCGGUAUAUCAAUCGACUCUUUACGUUAUUUCGUUAUUUCAUCAUCAAUUCUUUAAAUACAAUUUAACUUUUGGGAAUUUGCUAAAUAACUUUAUUUUCGUUAUUUCAUCAUCAAUUAUUUAAAUACAAUUUAACUUUUUGAAACUUGCUAAAUAACUUAAUUUUUUUUAUAAAACUUAAUAACUUUAUUUUUAUGAUAAAAAAUAAAAAUAGGUAGGUACGGCCCUGACCCCGUAUCUUUGUAGUUAAGCGUUCUUCAUAAAUACAUCGGUAGGUAAUACCUACCCUACGUGGGAGUAUAUAUGCGUCUCAUUCUCACUUUCUCAAAUUAUAUAGCAGAGGCACUGCCUCAGAUGGGUCGCCUUGUCUAGCAUAUUACGAAGCCCACGGUGAUCGGCCGGCCGCAAUAAAAUUUAAUCUGAGAAUAAUUUUUGGAGCCGGGAUUAAAUAUCCUUUCAGAGGCUGGCAAAAAUAUGCCUCUAGCGUGGUUUUGCAGUUUUAGUUAGGUAGUUUGUUAAAGCAGUUUGUUCUGGUUACGUGUACUUACUUAUCCUUCUUACACUCUGGUUACUUACUAUUAGUAUAAUUAGAUGUUUAGAAUAUGUUAUCAUGCUGUGACUAGCUGUAUGCCAUUUUCCAAAUGUCAAUUAAAUAAGUAAAUUAAUAAAAAAAUUAGAAAUUAUGAUUUCUUUCAUAAUAAUUUUACUUUUAAGCACGCUGUUUAAUAAAAAAUAUAAAAACCAAAAAAAAAUAAAGUUUAACCCUUAGUUUAUUUAACAUAAAAAAUCAAUCUUAUAAUAUAACAGUAAUUUGCUUACUUGCUUGUUUUUAUUUCCUAUAUAUUCAAUACAUUUACAAUAUAAGAUUGGUUCCAAAUGAAAUUAUCACGUGUUUGAAGGUAUAUUGUUUGCGCACAAUAAUUUCAUUUUGGCAAGUGAUUAAUAAUAAAAGAAUCAGUCAACAGCGUAACCAGGAUGAUCCUAAGGGGGUAUGGGUCUCUGGGGGUAUGGAAUUAAGGAGGAUAUUAAGGGUAUGGGGCGCUUAUAACCCCUAAAAACCCCUUGGUUACGCCACUGAAAUCAGUUGUCCGUUCUUGUUAUGUAGUAUAUAAUGUAAAUUUUGCUUAAUAUGACUGUACAACGCUGAUGAGACCAAGAAAGGACGAAACAUCUGACUCACACUGUUUUGAUAUGUGGUAUCAUAUUAAUUAUUUUUAGCUAAAAAAAAAAACAGCUAAUAAGAGUAUGCACGAUGUUAUAGACUUAGAACUUUCGACUUUCUUUUGCGAAUAAAAUAAUUGUUAUUUAAUAUCGUUUGCAAGCCUUAAAAUAAAUACGGUGCCGUUUUGUGACGUUAUGACGCCACAAAAUCGACCUUCCGGCUAUUAAAGAAAAGCUAACCAUAAUAAUACAGUAAACUCCCUCUAUAACGAGAACUGAAAUGGCGUACUAAUUACCUCGUUAUAAGCGGAUCUCGUUAUAUCAGACAACAAUAUUAUGUAAUAUAUUAUGUUUAGGAUGUAAAAGAAGAAGACCAACGACAGACAGAUGUCAGCGACGUAACGCCAUUCCGGCUAGCGUCAUGUAACUUGUAAGUUGUAGCUUCUUGAUUGCUAAUAAAGAUUUGUAUGAACUAUACUGUUUAAUAUUUGAUUUACAUGACGAAAGGAACUUAAAACAGUGCAUAUCACCACUACUGAAAUGUUUUGAAGCCUCCUACAUAGUUUAUUAGGUGUCGAUCAUCGACUUCAACAAUGAAACUUGGCCAUCGCAAAUUGUAAAUUUCCUACGAUAUUCAAUAUCGGUCGACAGAUAAAUAGGAAGGAAGUUACAGGCGGUGGAAUUUAUUACAGCACUGGCCUCGGUAAGCACACAGAUGUUGGACAUACCUCGUUAUAAGCGAAACUUCGUAAUACCCGUGUUCGUUAUAGAGAGAGUCUACUGUAAUAUUCCUCAAGUGUAGUGUGCCUCACCAUCUUGUACUAUCACGAGCCGCCCCUGUGUCUAUGUAUGAAAUUUCAUAAAAAAAUGUUUCAUCCCACAAGCAGAUGGAUACAGAUCGACCUAUAUUCGGAUCUCGUACUAUUAUUACUUAUUAGUGGUGAAAACUAAUCCUUAUUGCAAAAUUCGAAUAAUACUAGCUAUAACGUAAAUCAAAGUUAUUUUUAUGCUUUCGAUUUUCUUUUUAUUUUUUAGCCCUUAAAAACACCCCCUAUCCUUAUAAAAUAUAAAAAAAAUGAAGAGUACAUUAGAACUUAUCAUUUAUUUAUCUCCGUAUUUACAAAACGUUGAAAUUUUUGUCAUUUACAAUAAAAAUAUCUUUUUGUAAUACCCUCAUAAUAGAAAAUAUAAAAGUAGAUAAAAAAUGAUCCGACAGGUAUGGGACCAAAGGGGUGUCGGAUUACCGAAAGUCUCCGGAUUACCGAAAGUGAUUAUAUAUUUGGCAUUGUUUUGCUAGCAGGACUCUACAAUAUUCUUAAAUUUGAUGAGUAAAAUGUUACCCAGAUUAAUAUGCAAAUGAAACACCCAUUUCGGCUAACUAAAACAUGUUUAAUACAAGAAAUAUGGAAGCUAAUAAAUUUAAUGUACAUACAUUGUGUAAAUAAUAACUUAACUUUUCAUCAAUUUAUAAACAAUAGCACGGGAGGUGCGUCGGACUACCGAGCGUGUCGGAUUGCAAAAUGUCGGAGUAACAAGGGUGUACUGUAUACAAAAAGAGCGAUGCCAGUAAAAAUUAGAAAAAGUCAGGAAAAAUUAGAGCGGGUAGGUAAGAAAAAAUUGGAGGAAGUCGGAAAUAGAGGGCUGUUGAUUGUAUCCCCCAUAGCAUGGCGACGGGCAAAAUUACUAGUAUUUAAAUAAAAUCGGAACCGAAAUUGCCGUAAUUAUAUGCCCUAAAAUUAACAGUACACCUGGGUACUGUAAAAGUACCAGGUGGUACUUCUAGCAAAGCUACCACUGUACCUGUUCAAACCAAAACGUACUAGUCAAUUAAUUUUUUUACCUUUAUACAUAUUUUUUAGUUUAAGAAUUAUAGAUUUAUGAUCUGUGUAGAUUUAUUAAAGAAAUGUACAGUUUGCUAAUAAAAUAUUACAUUAAA